AGCGCGUGGUCUGGAGGUGGUUAACCCAUCCUCCGAAACCCGACUCUCCCCGCCCGCCUGAAAGGACCUUGAGUGCUGGCUUAGAGACCUGGGCCUCGGGCUGGCAACCCCGGCUGCCAGUACCUUCUGGAAUUCAGCUCUGUGGCCUGGUGUAUAAAGCCCUAUCUAUAGCCUCCAAAGUCUGGAAAAAUGCCUUCCUUGAGGCUGGCGCUAACCUGAUACUCCCUGGGCCUCCUUUUGUAAAACAGGGUUUUGUUAGGAGGUGUUGGGGUUAGUGAGGAGGAAGUGACUUUUUUUCACUUGUUUACCUUUGAAUACCUGGAAGUACGGAAUAAAAUGAGAAAACUUAGCAAUGCGAUCCUCUGCGCAUUUUAAAUGUUUUUCUGGGGAGACCUUCCCUAGUUGAGACACAAUAUCUAAUGUAAAAACAAUAUCAGUCGCUCAGGAAGUAAUCUCUCGACUUCGCCAUUAAAAAGCCGCAGAUUGCAAGAGGACCCACCUGUGGGUGUCAGUGGUGCACCAUCUGAAAACAACAUCAUGCAGUGGAAUGCAGUUAUAUUUGGACCAGAAGGGACACCCUUUGAAGAUGGUACUUUUAAACUAGUAAUAGAAUUUUCUGAAGAAUAUCCAAAUAAACCACCAACUGUUAGGUUUUUAUCCAAAAUGUUUCAUCCAAAUGUGUACGCUGAUGGUAGCAUAUGUUUAGAUAUCCUUCAGAAUCGAUGGAGUCCAACAUAUGAUGUAUCUUCUAUUUUAACAUCAAUUCAGUCUCUGCUGGAUGAACCAAAUCCAAACAGUCCAGCCAAUAGCCAGGCAGCACAGCUUUAUCAGGAAAACAAACGAGAAUAUGAGAAAAGAGUUUCAGCCAUUGUUGAACAAAGCUGGAAUGAUUCAUAAUAGACAACUGGUCUGUUAAUCUUUUUCAUCAUUGUUGUGUAUAAUUUACCUCUCAGUAGAAAGGCUAACAAAUUUUAAGUGCCACAGGUUUUAAGGAUUCUGCAGAAAAAAAAAGUCCUUCAGUUUAGAACCUACAAAAGCUUGUGUAUCUUGAUUAAUGUACUUUUUAUUGCAUGGUGUGAACUAAGUUAUUGCUUACAUAAAUUUGUAAUAUAUCCUGUUUGUAUUUUUUUCCAAGUGUAUAAUGUUGGUGUGAAGUUUUCAUGACAGAAUAUACACAUUUUGUAAAUCUGUACUUUUUUCAAAUAUUGAAUGCCUUAUUUUUGAAUUCUUUAGAUUUUUAAAUUGGAGAAAAGCACUUAAAGUUUUUUAUAUAUGAAUAUUACAUGUAAAGCUGUUAAAAUACAUAACUUCAGUGCAAGAGACUUUGUCACUUAUUUCCUUAUCUGUGUAGGAGGGGUUAAUAAGUCUCUAGCUCUCCAUUAGUUGAUUGUUUCAUUUCCAGUAUCAAAAGAACAGAUUUAUAUUUUAUCAAGAAAUUCUUCAAAUUUGAUUCUAAACACCAGUUAUAAUCUGAAACUUCAAUUUGAAUGUACCUAUAUCAGUUUCAGUUGAGCGAUUAUAGACAUAACUGGUUUGAUUCUGUCCAACUCUGUAUUCAGGCCACUUGUUACUGUUUCUUCAUGCACUACUUACUGUUAAACUGUACCUUUUACAAUUUCACACUUUGCACCUUUGUCACGAGGAAUUGGCACCUCUACCUUGAGCAGAGUUGAUGCAACUUAUUUUGCUGUUUGAUAGCACUUUAAAAGACUUUUGUUAUAAUGAAGAAAGUAAAACCAUAAACAUUUACAAAAAUCCAUGCCCCACUAUUAACAAUGAGUAAGAAUUGGUUGCAUUGGUUUGAGCAGAGCAGAUAUUUGCAAGGAGUCGUGGUAUGAUUUAAAUAUUUGAAAACUGCCUUUUAAUGCAAUUGCAUAUCUGUUUAUUCUGGAAAAAUGUUUUAAUACUAGGGCCUACUGAGUUGCUUUCUCUUGUGGAGAUUUUUUUUUUUAUCUCCUAAGUUGUAUAAAACUUGUACUGCAUCUUAGUUUACUGGAUAAAUUUAAAACACAGUAUUGUAGAAAGCUAAUAUAAAGCUAUCCUAUGCCUUCAAAUAGUAUAGAAAAUGGAAAAUAUACAAGUAAAUUCUGUUG
This is a messenger RNA of Diceros bicornis minor, 2093 nucleotides long. RefSeq names its product ubiquitin conjugating enzyme E2 B (gene UBE2B). Gene Ontology annotation, biological process: DNA repair; proteasome-mediated ubiquitin-dependent protein catabolic process; protein polyubiquitination. Bases 538 to 897 code for a protein of 119 amino acids. The transcript has 6 exons. NCBI's taxonomy places the organism in Eukaryota, Metazoa, Chordata, Mammalia, Perissodactyla, Rhinocerotidae. Gene Ontology annotation, molecular function: ubiquitin conjugating enzyme activity. The record is from RefSeq and is a predicted model, not a curated record. Gene Ontology annotation, cellular component: HULC complex.